ACGAAUACAAAAGGCAGCUGCUAAACUGUUUACAUAUCAUUACUCUCUACAACCGAAUCAAGAAGGACCCAUCCAAACUCUUUGUGCCAAGAACGGUUAUGAUUGGAGGAAAGGCAGCCCCUGGUUACCACAUGGCUAAAAUGAUAAUCAAGCUGAUCACCUCUGUUGGAAACAUCAUAAAUAAUGAUCCUGUUGUUGGUGACCGAUUGAAAGUCAUCUACUUGGAGAAUUACCGGGUAUCACUAGCUGAAAAAGUUAUUCCAGCAGCUGAUUUGUCUCAGCAAAUAUCCACCGCGGGCACAGAGGCUUCUGGCACUGGCAACAUGAAGUUUAUGCUGAAUGGAGCACUCACCAUAGGGACCAUGGAUGGGGCUAAUGUGGAAAUGGCUGAGGAACCCGGAGAGGAAAACCUGUUCAUAUUUGGCAUGAGAGUUGAAGACGUCGAAGCACUGGACAAGAAAGGGUACAAUGCAAAGGAGUACUACGAUCGAAUCCCUGAGCUACGGCAGGCGAUGGAUCAGAUAAGGGAUGGCCGAUUCUCUCCAAGGGAACCUGAUCUUUUCAAAGAUGUUGUCAAUAUGCUGAUGAACCAUGACAGGUAA
This is a messenger RNA of Spea bombifrons (plains spadefoot toad), 602 nucleotides long. Its product is annotated as glycogen phosphorylase, brain form-like. Gene Ontology annotation, biological process: glycogen catabolic process. Gene Ontology annotation, cellular component: cytoplasm. Lineage: Eukaryota; Metazoa; Chordata; Amphibia; Anura; Pelobatidae. The record is from RefSeq and is a predicted model, not a curated record. Gene Ontology annotation, molecular function: pyridoxal phosphate binding; glycogen phosphorylase activity. The coding region runs from base 99 to 602 and encodes 167 amino acids. The transcript is spliced from 5 exons.